AUGGCGCUGAGUCCCAGCUCCGCCAUCCUGCCUGCCACCAGGAUUCCUCUUGGAGGACAUCUGUCCUGGAUACCCGGGGAGGCUGCCAGGGCCGGGGCUCUCACCCCGCGGAACCUGCAGUGCCGGAGCUGCACCACGGAGCGGCGCCGUCCGCCCGGCCACGCGGGGCGCGCCCGGGGACAUCACCCACCGCCGCCCGGGGACAUCAACACCCACCCGGGGACAUCACCCGCCGCCGCCCGGGGACAUCAGCACCCACCCGGCGACAUCAGCACCCACCCGGGGACAUCAACACCCACCCGGGGACAUCACCCGCCACCGCCCGGGGACAUCAGCACCCACCCGGGGACACCAACACCCACCCGGGGACAUCACCCGCCACCGCCCGGGGACAUCAGCACCCACCCGGGGACAUCACCCGCCACCGCCCGGGGACAUCAGCACCCACCCGGGGACAUCACCCGCCACCGCCCGGGGACAUCAGCACCCACCCGGGGACAUCACCCGCCACCGCCCGGGGACAUCAGCACCCACCCGGGGACAUCACCCGCCACCGCCCGGGGACAUCAGCACCCACCCGGGGACAUCACCCGCCACCGCCCGGGGACAUCAGCACCCACCCGGGGACAUCACCCGCCACCGCCCGGGGACAUCAGCACCCACCCGGGGACAUCACCCGCCACCGCCCGGGGACAUCAACGCCCACCCGUGGACAACAACACCCACCCAGGGACAUCACCCGCCACUGCUCGGGGACAUCCCCUGCGACCACCUGGCAACAUCAACGCCCACCCGUGGACAACAACACCCACCCAGGGACAUCACCCAUGCACACCCAUGGACCGCCCACAGGGCUGCUUCGAGCUGGGAGGGGGUGGUUGUGCAGGUGACCCCACACCUCAGUUAGGGACACACACACCCCCCUGA
Molecule: messenger RNA, 927 nt
Organism: Calidris pugnax (ruff)
Lineage: Eukaryota; Metazoa; Chordata; Aves; Charadriiformes; Scolopacidae
Product: splicing factor 3A subunit 2-like
Exons: 2
Coding region: 1-927 (308 amino acids)
Source: RefSeq, a predicted model, not a curated record